Molecule: messenger RNA, 2178 nt
Organism: Exophiala mesophila
Lineage: Eukaryota; Fungi; Ascomycota; Eurotiomycetes; Chaetothyriales; Herpotrichiellaceae
Exons: 1
Coding region: 1-2178 (725 amino acids)
Molecular function (GO): protein binding
Source: RefSeq, a predicted model, not a curated record
AUGGCGGGCAAAAAGAAAGCAAAAUCUGCCGAGCACAAAGCACAAAAAGCAGCGAAGCAAUCCAAAAAGACGGCCAAGGGCGAAAAGAAAACCAAAGCCAAAGUUGCAGCAGUAAACGACGACUCCGACGCCGACGAUGUCGAUCUCGAUGCCGUUCUCGCCGCAUAUGCCGAGGAGCAAGCCAAAUUUCUCAAAAUCACUGAAACAGCGUGUGGACCUCCAUCAGCCCGAUCAUCUAGUACAUUAGUGGCAUCUCCCUCAAACCGGAACGAACUAUUCAUCUUUGGCGGGGAAUAUCACGACGGAAGCAGCGCUUCCUUCUACAACGACCUAUUUGUCUACCAGAUCGACAAAGGCGAAUGGCGCCAGGUCGUCUCGGGAAACACACCUCUCCCCCGAAGUGGCCAUGCCUGCUGUCGUGGAGGCAACACUGGAGGCAUCUACAUCUGCGGUGGCGAAUUCUCGUCGCCCAAACAGAAUCAAUUCUACCAUUACCACGAUUUCUGGCAUCUUGAUCCAGAUACCCGAGAAUGGACCAAGAUCGAACCUAAGGGGAAAGGCAAGAAUCCGCCUGCGCGGAGCGGACACCGUAUGACUUACUUCAAGAACUACAUCAUCCUGUUUGGCGGCUUUCAAGACACCUCGCAGCAGACAAAGUAUCUCAACGACACGUGGAUCUUUGACUGUAAGGAGAAUGUCUGGCAUGAGAUGAAAUUAGCUCCUGCGGCGCAGAAACCCGACCCCAGGUCGUCAUUCAGUCUCUUACCUCACGAAUCCGGUGCAGUUCUUUGCGGUGGCUACUCCAGAGUCAAAGCCACCGCCAACACAAACAAGCAAGGAAAAGGCGGUGCCGCGGCGGCGGGGGCAGCCGUCCGAAAUAUCCUCAAACCCAUGGUCCACCAAGACACAUGGUUCCUUCGAAUCAACAUCCCACCUCCAGAAUCUCCAUCCGGAACUCCCCCCACCAUUCGAUGGGAACGACGCAAACGACCCGCCAACACACCCAACCCUCCACGAGCAGGUGCAACCAUGGCCUACCAUAAAGGACGAGGAGUCAUGUUCGGAGGCGUGCACGACGUAGAAGACAGCGAGGAAGGAAUCGACAGCGAAUUCUUCAACGAACUCUACAUCUGGAAUAUCGACCGCAAUCGAUUCUUCCCCUUGACACUCCGUCGACCUAAACAAGGUGCUGCUGGUGGAGGAGGAGCCGGAGGAGGAAGUAAGAAGCAAAGUCAAGCUGGUGGUCGCGCACGUGAUCGUGGAAAAGCCGAUGAAGAGGAAUUACUUCGUAACCUCGCGGCUCUACAGACAAAAGGAUCGAUUUCUGCGGCGGAUGAGAUUCAACUCGAUCGAGAUGCUGGUGAUGAACAACGGCAGGUUGAAGAGGAUGAACCCUCGAAGCGGGAAUUAAUCGUUCGGUUUGAAAUGCCACACAAUCGAUUUAAUGCGCAAUUGACAGUUCAAGACGAUGUUCUGUACAUCUAUGGCGGGACAUUGGAAAAGAGAGAUAUUGAAAUCACGUUUACGGAUCUAUACAGCAUUGAUCUGGGCAAACUUGACGGCGUUCGAGAACAAUUCUACAUCGAACCUAUCAAUUGGAAUGUGACUACUACGCAAGAUAGUGAUGAGGAAAUGGACGACGAUGAUGACGAUGACGAUGACGACGACGAAGAUGAGGAUAACAGUGAUGAAGACAUGGACGAAAAAGAUGCAAUCAACAGCGACAAAAUGUACGUUGAUACACCGCCGUCGUCAGUCGCCGGUUCUACUACGGCUGCUGCCGGAGCUUCCGCCAUGGUGGUGGAAACCGAACCCGAAACAAGUGCAAAACAAGACUCACGACCAUUCCCACGAGCAUUUGAAUCAUUACGUGAAUUCUACGCACGUACAUCAGAAGAUUGGCAACGCUUGGUAAUGGAGACUCCCAUUGCAGCUCGGUCUGGUGGUGUGGGUUUGAGUUCGGGGGCUGAUCAGUCGGUCAAGGAGAUUCGAAAAAUGGCGUUUGAUAUGGCGGAGGAGAGAUGGUGGGAUUGUCGCGAGGAGGUCAGGGUUCUCGAAGAUGAGCAGGAGGCCGCGGGGAUUGGUGAGGUGGUUAAUAUGGCGGAUCGAGGUGAAGCUGCAGGCGGUGCUGGUACUGCUGGUGGUGGUGGUGGUGGUGGUGGUGGGAGGAGACGGUGA